AUGAAUCAACAUUGGCCAUCCUAUUACCAUCCCAAUGAUUACUUUUGGAAUCAUGAAUGGUUGAAACAUGGAACAUGUGCCAAUGUUACAAUUUCACAAUUCACCUACUUUUCAAACACUCUUCAAAUUUAUUCUAAAAUGCAUCUUGUGGAUGUUUUGAAAAAGGCUUCUAUUAUUCCCUCACAUGGUAGCUAUAGUAAGCAAAGAAUGGAAGAUGCAUUAAAGAGUGCAGGAUUUCCUGGUGUGAUUGCUUGCACACGAGAUAAAACGAGUAUUGAGGAAAUUAGAUUUUGUGUGAAUCGAGAUUCUUUACAAUUUAUGGAAUGCGAUCAAGCUUUGAUUAAUGACAUUCACACUCAUAAUCCUUGUAAAGAUACCAUUUCAUAUCCACCCAUUCAUUAA
Molecule: messenger RNA, 402 nt
Organism: Naegleria lovaniensis
Lineage: Eukaryota; Heterolobosea; Eutetramitea; Acrasida; Naegleriidae
Exons: 2
Coding region: 1-402 (133 amino acids)
Molecular function (GO): RNA binding; ribonuclease T2 activity
Source: RefSeq, a predicted model, not a curated record